AUGGCGCUCAGCCCCCCCGAGCGGGACGCGCCGGGGCUGCCGCUGCACUCGCCAUGGACCUUCUGGCUGGACAAGUCACUUCCUGGUACAACAGCGGCUGAAUGUGCAUUAAAUUUGAAGAAGAUAUAUACAGUACAAACAGUGCAGGAUUUCUGGAGUGUCUACAACAACAUUCCUCCUGUGACAAACUUGCCUCUGAGAUGCAGCUACCAUUUAAUGCGGGGAGAAAGGCGCCCGCUUUGGGAAGAAGAAAGCAAUGCCAAAGGAGGUAUAUGGAAAAUGAAGGUCCCUAAAGAAAGCACGGCUGCAGUUUGGAAAGAGCUGCUGCUAGCAACUAUUGGAGAGCAGUUUACAGAUUGUUGUGCAGCAGAUGAUGAAGUAAUAGGGGUUAGUGUCAGUGUUCGUGACCGUCAAGAUGUUGUGCAAGUCUGGAACAUGAAUUCCUCUUCAGCAAGUGAAGCAAAAGUUUUAGAAAAGAUUCACCAACUUCUCCCACACACAUCUUUUAAAGCGGUCUUUUAUAAAUCCCACAGAGAGCAUCAUGCUUUUGAAGGCUGAUGUACAAAGCAUUGAGCCAAGAUCAUUUGUUGUUAUUUGGUGUUUUGAGCUGGUCUGGACAAGGAGGAGGAUGGUGGAAGCCCUGCAGAAGUGCUACACGGGGUUGGCCCUUUUGAGUUUCUGACAUUUCACACUGGCCUAUUGCUACUGAAAAUGAAAAAACCCUGAACAGUUGCCUUGACCACUAAAUACAUGAUUCAUUGCUUCAUGUUGAGAUGGUGUUUUUAGUUCUUAGUUGUUUCUCUAAAAAAUAUUUUGGCCACUUUUUUGUCAACCUCAUUAUAUUUGUUCCCAUUUCUUAAAGAUAGUUGACUUCUUCUGUGCUGUACUUAAUGAAAAGCAAACAUGCAGAGAUGCUGUGCUGCUUUUCCAAGAUGUGCUGUACAUAGAGGAACCCUGGCUUGGGGAAAUGUGUUUUCAAUUUUCAUUUUGAAACAUUCCUAUCAUGUUAAAGUUUACUCACUGGUUUGUCCCAAGAGAGAAAGAAAUUGCACUGCAUUUAUUCUAAUGUUCAGUUUAAUCUGGUCCUAC
Molecule: messenger RNA, 1089 nt
Organism: Onychostruthus taczanowskii (white-rumped snowfinch)
Lineage: Eukaryota; Metazoa; Chordata; Aves; Passeriformes; Passeridae
Gene: EIF4E3
Product: eukaryotic translation initiation factor 4E family member 3
Exons: 7
Coding region: 1-558 (185 amino acids)
Biological process (GO): translational initiation
Cellular component (GO): eukaryotic translation initiation factor 4F complex
Molecular function (GO): translation initiation factor activity; RNA 7-methylguanosine cap binding
Source: RefSeq, a predicted model, not a curated record